This is a messenger RNA of Dentiscutata heterogama, 225 nucleotides long. NCBI's taxonomy places the organism in Eukaryota, Fungi, Glomeromycota, Glomeromycetes, Diversisporales, Gigasporaceae. The record is from the annotation of a GenBank genome assembly.
AUGCUUUUCGAAGAGGAAGUUGCACCAUUGCUUUUUUACGAGGAGAGAGUUAAACCCUAUCGAAGUAUUCUUGAGGAUAACUUGUGGGAUGCCAUUAUGUCAAGAUUUGCAGAUCCAGAUGUGUCUAUCUCUUUUCCCAUUUUACCUUCUCGUAAAAAAGUAACUGUACAACUUUCUUCUCGAAAAGAUUGGCAACAGUCGUAUCAUGGAUCUGAAUUUUGCUGA